AUGGAAUCAAGGAAAAAUGGUGUUAAUGAGGUGGCUGAGUGGUCUAAAGCGAUGAUUCGUACUUUUAUCUGGGCUUGUGGUCGUGUCAGCCUCAUUCCCUACACACACUAUGUGUAUGAGAAUGGUGAGGAUGAGGAGCCCCUCUUAAAUUAUGGUGUUGAUGCCGACCUUGUGGAUGGAGAUAUUCUCGUGUCUCUUGAGAGGAAUGCUCGGAUUGACCAAACCUUCCAAUGGAUACUUCCCAUCCCUUACAUUUUGGGUGACGACUUGGAACUGAAUGCUAAAGGUUGCAUCCAUCAGGCUUUUGAAAUGUUUCACCUCAAGUCUUGUAUCGACUUUAAGCCUUACGAAGAAGAGGAGGCCUACAUCAAAUUUGUCAAUGAAAAUGGCUGUUUCUCCGAAGUGGGUAACCAGCGGACAGGUCAGAUUUUGUCUCUGGGUCCUAGAUGUGGCUCCAAAGCUGUGAUUGAACACGAGCUACUUCAUGCUCUGGGAUUUUACCAUGAACAUUCCCGCACAGACAGGGACGACUAUGUAACCAUCUGGCUGGAACACGUUAAAAAAGGGCACGAGGGCAACUUCAAUAUAUACAAGGAUAACCACAUCACAGAUUUAAAUACACCAUAUGAUGAGUCCAUCAUGCACUACAAUCCUUUUGCCUUCAGUAAUUCCACAGAUCCCACCAUCACCACCAAAAUCUCAGAGUUCUUCAACAUCAUUGCUCAUCCUCUAAUUUUUCUGGAUCAGUGCGCAUUUGAGUUUCCUGGCAUCUGUGGGAUGAUCCAGGCAUCCACGGAUGAUGCUGACUGGAUUCAUACCAAGAGCAGUGUGGGUCAAGUGGAUCACCCCUGUUGGGAAAUUGCAGAGACUCUCUACCCCAAAAGGAAACUUCAAUGUCUGCAGUUCUUCUACAAGAUGACAAGAAGCCCCAAAGACAGACUUGUCAUAUGGGUCAGGAUGGGUGAUGGCACAGGCACUGUUCGGAAAAUUAGGAAAUUGCAGACCUUUUAUAUGGAUUCUGAUCCUACAUGGAAGAUUGCCCAUAUCCCAAUGGCAAUUGGGGUGAAAUUUCGCUAUGCUUUCCAAGGUGUGAGUGGUGAUCCCUCUGAAUCUUCUGGUGGAAUCUUCAUUGAUGACAUCAGUCUGACUGAAACGCACUGCCCAAAUGCUGUGUGGAGGGUCCAGAACUUCUCCAAAGUGGUGGAAACAGCUGACAGUAAAACAAAAAUCAAUAGUCCACGUUUCUACAGUCCUGAAGGGUACGGCUACGGUGUGACCCUGAAACCUCUGACACACUACAGUGACUACACAGGAAACUAUACCGGGUUGUACUUCCAUUUGGCCAGUGGGGAGAAUGAUGGUGUUAUGGAGUGGCAGGCAAUAAACAGACAGGCCACCAUGAUUGUAAUGGACCAGGAUCCCAACAUUAAGCUGAGGAUUUCUCACAGCUUCACAACUAAUAUGAGGAAGACAUCAGAUGGAAAACUGUUUUGGGACAAACCUUCGAAGAUGGGAAAGUAUGAUGAGUCCUGUGACUGUUGCAGAGGGUCGGCUCUGGGUUGGAAUAACUUCAUCAAGCACUUUGACCUGAGGCGGCGCAGUUACCUCAAGAAUGAUGACCUCAUUAUAUUCAUCAACUUUGAGGACUUGACACCGCUGAACAAAACAGAGGUGCCAGUGAAGGCAGCAGUGCAAAAGAACAACCCAGGAUUUGGUUCAUGAACUGGAGAUGAGACCUUUUGAUCUUCUUUAAAUGGCUGUACCACCUGCUGUCGCCAUGGCGAUGUGAUGCACAACAUACAGGAUGUGACUGAGAGGUUUCUAAGAAUGUCAAAGAUAAAAAUCCUCUCCUCAAUUUGGGCUCAGAUGCCAACCUGAUAGAAGGGGACAUUUUAUUGCCUGU
Molecule: messenger RNA, 1903 nt
Organism: Thalassophryne amazonica
Lineage: Eukaryota; Metazoa; Chordata; Actinopteri; Batrachoidiformes; Batrachoididae
Product: meprin A subunit alpha-like
Biological process (GO): proteolysis
Cellular component (GO): membrane
Molecular function (GO): zinc ion binding; protein binding; metalloendopeptidase activity
Source: RefSeq, a predicted model, not a curated record